This is a messenger RNA of Lytechinus variegatus (green sea urchin), 1632 nucleotides long. RefSeq names its product leucine-rich repeat and immunoglobulin-like domain-containing nogo receptor-interacting protein 3. Lineage: Eukaryota; Metazoa; Echinodermata; Echinoidea; Temnopleuroida; Toxopneustidae. Gene Ontology annotation, molecular function: protein binding. The record is from RefSeq and is a predicted model, not a curated record. The transcript has 2 exons. The coding region runs from base 1 to 1632 and encodes 543 amino acids.
AUGAAUGUAGAAGCCAAUGGGAUUACGGAAAUCAUCUCCAUGUCAGCCUUACAUAUAAACAUUAACAAUAAUGCUAUCGGAUCUUCCAACUCAAGUGUUCUUUCAGGAAACAACAUUUUCGCCCGCAAUAAUAACUUGACAGACUUCAAACAGAUAAGGAUUUCACCUGAUUUGGUCGGUCUUUACCUGAAGACGAAUCAAAUUAGUUCCAUACCGAAUUUUACCUUCGUGUCGGCAUCUUCACUCUUCUUUCUCGAGUUGGAUGAUAACCACCUUAUUGAUAUUCAACCUUUAGCUUUUAUUGGCCUGAAAGAUGUCGUCAGAUUGAGCUUAAAUAGAAACCGUUUGGUGUACCUCCCCGCUGGUGUGUUUUCACACAUUGAGCAGCUGUCGUUUCUCAGGUUGAGUGGAAAUCCUCUGAAGUACAUUUCGAAUCAACAGUUUUCAGGAGUGCUAGCCCGAAUAGGGGGGUAUACUGGUAUAGAUUUGUCUAGCAUACCCCUUUUGAACACGUCCAUAGAGGUGUUAAGAGAUUUGAAAAAUAUUGAAUACCUGAGCCUUCAUCAAAGUUUUUCUUUUAAAAAAUACUUUAUAAGAAACACUUCUGUGCAGGCAGACACCACUGAUGAAUUCCCAAGACUUGUGAUAUUUAUUCUGUCUUCACUUAAUCUCGGAAAUCAAUGUAAAGAAUUGUUGAUGAAGAAUUUGGAGGUACUUGAUUUGUCUAACAAUUCCUUUACUUCAAUUCCCAGAUACUGUCUACCAAGAAACAGCAAGGCAUAUAAUCUUGAUCUGUCCGAUAAUGAAAUCAAAGUCAUUUCUAAUGAUUCAUUCGACAAGCAACAGCAGUUCUGGAUGUUGGACUUAAGUUACAACAAUAUUAUAUCAUUCGAAUUCGGUUCCUUGCAACAUCAGACAUACUUGACCGACUUAAAUCUGGAGGGCAACCAAAUCAUAACACUUGAUAGUGGGUAUCUUACGUUCUCUUUAAAAUCAGUAAGAAUUAACUUUGAAAGUAAUCCUUGGUUAUGUGAUUGUGACCUCAUCAAAACUUUUUUAACCCUACCUCCAAACGAGAAAUCCAUGAAAUGUUUUCAACCUGCAGCGUAUGCCGGCACUUCAGUGGCCGAACUAGCUGCCGCAGACAAUUUUAGUUGUCGCCCACAAUUGUGCUCUCCACCAUAUCAAACCCUGCUUUCGUUUGUUGGUGACAAAGUUGAGUUACCUUGCCCAGUCAGACAUUCAACAUCAAGCAACACUUACUGGUCAGUAACGCUUCAAGAACUCCAGUUCUCUGAUAGAGACACAUUCCCCAAUGGAGUUUCCAUUCUUCCUCAUAAUGCUCUUCUGAUCAGUAAUGCUGCCAAAAACAUGACUGGUUUUUACACUUGUUGGAGUGAAAAUGAAGCUGGGCAAACGAAAUUCACCCUCAAAUUAAUUGUCAAGGAAAAAUUAAGGGAAAAUAUUGAAGACAGAACUAACUAUUCGACAAUGUUAGUGCAAAACUGGACGGACAAUCUUCAAUGUGGCAAAGGACGUAUUAAGAUGUGCGGGAGCAGACAAGGAACGAUUCAUAUGAACGUCGGAGUCGGUGCUUCCAGGCUUCUCGCGGGGGACAAUCCCCAUCCCUGA